GCCAUUUAAAUAAAUAUUUGAGUAAAGUACUUGUAUCCUUAUUAUAGCCUAUAGAAAUAGACUAACUACUAUACUAUGACGGUUAUAGUAGUCGAGUGUCGACCUGCUGAUCAAACAGAGUCCAGCAAUGACAACAGCAUUGUCAAUCCACAAUCAUUUUACUGGGUGAUAAUGACGCUUUCUAUAUUUAAUGUGUUAUAUUUGAACACAAACAACAAAAAUGAAUACAUCAAAAAUCAAUAUAUAUAAUAUAUUUGGAAUUUCUCUAUGGUUUAUAAUGGCAAUAAUUAUUAAUUACACAAUGAUAACUAAAUCGUCUGACAUAGAAAAAAAUAUAAACGAAACUGAAGUAUUUUAUUAUGAAAUUCAACCGGAACUUUUUAAUUGGACAAAUGGAAUUGAUGGUAAUAUGUUUAAUUACACACCUUCAUUACAAAAUUAUCCAGAUUUACCAUAUUGGAUACAUUAUAAAUUUAAUGAAAAAAAUAAAUUCGGAUAUAUUUAUGGUACUCCACCUAUUUCAUCUGAAAAUCAAAUCAAGUUAGAUAUCGUUGGAUUAAACAGAAUGACAUAUCAAGUGUUGAAAAAAGUUAUUCAAUUAUAUAUUAAAAAAAAAGAAGAGUUAGCAAAAUAUGAGGUUCAAAUUAAGAUAAAUAACUUAAACAUUGAAGACAUGUUUGAACAAGGACGGAUAAAAUCCUUGUUAGAUAUUUUCAGACAACAUUUAUGGCGCGAAAGCGAAUUUAAUGUAUAUAUGACAAAAUUGGCUUCGACAAGAGAACUUGGACAACGAGUGCCAUUAGAUCCUAAAGAUCAAGAAGGAGUUGUUGUCUUUAUUGGAAGUGCAACUAAUUUUUCAUCAACACUUUAUGAAUUGGAAAAAGAAAUCAGUCCCUUACACAAACUAAUAAAAUGCCCCAAAGAUUUCAAAAGAACAAGUGUCGAGAGAUAUUUUCGAAAUAAUAAUUUUAAUUUGGAUUGGUGUAGUUUCAGACUAGUAAUACUUUCAAGAAACAAUUAUAUCAAGUCAGUAAGCAAUGAAAAUUUUAAAACCCUAAAAAAUUAUGAGGAAAAUAUUUGGGAACUGAUGGAACCAUUACAUAAUUUAUGAAUUUAACUGGACAGCAAAUAAUAAGUCUUCAAUUUCAUUUUGUUUUUAAGUUUAAUUUUUAUGUUACUUGUUAUAUUAACAAUGGUUUGCAUUUUAAAAUGGUAUAUAAGCAAAAAUAAUACAUUUUAAAUGAUAUUAGAAAAAUUGUUAGUUUUCUGUAAUUAAACUGUAGCUUAUUUCUCAUA
Molecule: messenger RNA, 1296 nt
Organism: Daktulosphaira vitifoliae (grape phylloxera)
Lineage: Eukaryota; Metazoa; Arthropoda; Insecta; Hemiptera; Phylloxeridae
Product: epsilon-sarcoglycan-like
Exons: 7
Coding region: 221-1111 (296 amino acids)
Cellular component (GO): sarcoglycan complex; membrane
Molecular function (GO): calcium ion binding
Source: RefSeq, a predicted model, not a curated record